Molecule: messenger RNA, 1194 nt
Organism: Haemonchus placei
Lineage: Eukaryota; Metazoa; Nematoda; Chromadorea; Rhabditida; Trichostrongylidae
Source: the annotation of a GenBank genome assembly
AUGGCUUCAAAAAAUAUUUCAGAUACCAUCUCAAAGAGACCUCACCAACCACAAGAUCCGCUCACUCGAGGACAAAAAGUCAAGCGAUGGUUUCGAAAGUAUUUUUUGGAAGGUAAAUCCGCUGAACUGCACAAACUGCCAGAAAAUCCGACUUGGGAGGAUCUGAUUUUCAUAAAGUACAGAAAAUUCGUAGCCAUGCUCAUUCCGUUCGUUUUGAUGCAGACCAUUUGGUGGAUGAUUGCCAUCCGACAUGAUUUCUUCCGAUGGUAUCCAGAAUAUUGGCCAAUGCCGGUAACAAUGAUCCUGGGCUCAUUCGUUGGAGGAAUAACGUCAGAAGGAAGUGGAGCUGUAGCGUUUCCCGUCAUGACAUUGGCCCUUCAUAUUGCACCAUCGAUAGCUCGGGACUUCUCCCUGAUGAUCCAGUCGUGCGGGAUGACGUCAGCGUUGAUGUGUGUGAUGUUUAUGAAGGUGAAAAUAGAAAAUCGUGCUGUUAUACUCGGGACGCUUGGAGGGAUCCCCGGUUUUAUAAUCGGAGUCCAUUUCGUUGAUCCGUAUCUCACUGGCCCACAGAAGAAGAUGUUGUUUGUGUCUAUUUGGACGGCUUUCGCUAUCGCUCUGGCUACCCUCAAUUGUCAAAAGAAACGUACCACGUACAAAGAUAUUCCUGAUUUCUGCUGGUGGAAAGCUGUAGUGCUGUUUUUCACGGGAUUCGUUGGAGGUGUGUUCGAUUCGUUUGCCGGCUCGGGUGUGGACAUUUGUAUUUUCUCGAUUGCUACGCUGCUUUUCCGUGUUACCGAAAAGACAGUAACACCAACUACCGUCGUACUCAAAGGAAUAAAUGCAGUUUUCGGGUUCUUCUAUCGAGCUGCCAUGAUGGGUGACGUUUCCGAUAUGGCGUGGAAGUGUUUCGCCCUCUCGGUACCCGUCUCGUCCAUCGUGGGUCCAGUGGGCAGCUUUGCUGGCUCUCAUCUUCACAGACAAGUUACCGCAUUCUUUGUGUACGUUCUGGAACUGGUCGCCCUGAUCGGCUUUCUGCUCACGAAGCCUGCAUGGCAAUUGAUUGCCAUAGGAGGUGGAAUCAUCUUGGGUGGAGUUGUGUUCUUUUCAAUUAUCUCGAAAACCGGUCAGAGAAUUAUGGAGAAUGUCGAAGAGAAGAAGUUGAUUGGGCAGCAGCGACAAGCAGGGGAGGUCUGA